UAUUGGUUGAGCGUGUAUUUAAAAGUAAAUAGAAAAUGAGUAUGUAUUAUGGUUAAAGUAUUUAUUAGUGAAUAAUAAUUUGUCUGUCACAUUUCAUUCCUUCAUUGCAUUCACAUAAGUGAUUGAAAACUUAUGUGCUCAAAUAGAAUUGAUUUAAAAAAGACACAAUUUUUUUUCUGUCUUGAAGAGUUUAUAGAACAAUGAAUGUAAUGAUCCCAAUUCUAGAACUUUCUGGCAGAAAGUGAAGUCUCUUACAACAAAUGCUUAUAAUGAUCACAAUAAAAUAGCCCCCCAGACAUGGUAUGAUUACUUCAGAGACCUCCUAAAUAUAGCACAAACACCAUGUGAUACUGACUUCGACAUAGAGGUUUAAAGCUCAUUCCUUGAUCACAAUAACGGGAACCCUGAGAAAUGUUUUCAUUUUAGUGUAAACUCAAACUUAGAAGAGGAAAUUUCCCACUUGGAAAUAUGUGAAGCUAUUUGUUACCUAAAAAACGCAAAAGCAACCGGACCUGAUGGAUUGCCAUCUGACCUUUUUAAGAUUGCAGAUAACAUCCUCGUGAGAUUUCUACACCUCCUUUUUAAUAAAGUGUUUUUAAGUGGUACAUAUCCCGAAAGUUGGUCCAACGCAGUGUGGAAGGUUUUCUCUUGUAUAUCUGAUUCAUUUCUAAGAAUUAUCUUAUACUGGUGCAGAUUACUAACAUUACCUGGACUCAGGUAACCAAAACAAUGUUACAAUAUGUUAUGUUUACAAGAUAAGACAGGCAGAUCCAACUGGGCCUCUCAAGUUAGAAUCUUACUAUGUAGUAGUGGCUUUGGGUAUGUAUGUGAAUGACCGUUGGUAAUUUUCCCUUAUUCAUUACCACAGUAAAAGAUUCAAAGAUUGUUUUUGCCAAAAAUGGCAUGAUUCAGUGUCUACUUCUGAUCAUAGAGACUUCCAGACCUAAUCAGAGCAACAUACAUAAACCAGGUAUCACAAUGCGAACACAGCCAUGCCCUAUGUUUGUUAAGAAGCAACUGUUUACCGCUCACUGGGAUCACUCUUCAUGUUCAGCGCUUAACUUACCUCCGAAUAAAACCCUCAGCCCCUAUUAGCUACUCGCUGGUAAGGCCAGCGCGUCCCGCGCAUUUCGUGUUUCCGACUUUACCCGACAAUAGCUAACUGGCGAUGCAAAUUUAGAACUGCGACCUACAUUCUUUGUUCCGGGGGAUUCCCUACUUGUGCGCAUGUCCAGAAGACGUUAAUAUGUCUUCCGGGAAAAACAAACAGGCGUGCUCACAGAUUUACUAUACAACUCUGUGGAUGUGCUCUUUUCGCGGAACAAACUUUGUCAGCCUACUUUUUUAUAAUAAUGGAGCCGACGUCUUCCAAACGCCAGCGAGGAGCAAACUGGUCCAGCAGGGAAGUACGGGCAUUAUUAGAGUUUAAGAGAGAGGUUUUUGAGAUAACUCUAGUCAGCAGCUGCCCAGAUUUGCCUUCAUAUGCACCUGUUCCUGAUGCUGGCCUAACAAAGGAAGUGUUCUCUAGUGUAGAUGUCUAUGAUACAAAUAGUUUAAGAUGUACUCUCAAUAUAUAUUCUGAGAAAAUUAGUGUCAAGCAGAAUUUAAGUUCAGGUCAGCUUUAUGCUAUACCUAACGCUGUUUGCAGAAAUGACAAGUACUGUUAAUAGUUUGUAAUCUCAGCAGUCCUGUCCAACCUUAAAUGAAUUUUCAGUAGGAUGCAUGUGUGGAAGUGUAAUGUAUCUUAAGAGUGAUGUACAAUCUAAGAUUGCAUAUUUUUGUGGUGCACAACUUGUGAACCAAAUAUUGAAACUUGCACUGGUUUUUCAUUGUUGUUGUUUUGGGAUGAGCAGACAUUUAGAGUUGCAUGCUGGAAUUAAUAAAGUUGAUCAUUCAUUUUCA
Pomacea canaliculata is the source of this 1902-nucleotide messenger RNA. RefSeq lists its product as uncharacterized. NCBI's taxonomy places the organism in Eukaryota, Metazoa, Mollusca, Gastropoda, Architaenioglossa, Ampullariidae. The transcript has 3 exons. Bases 1353 to 1667 code for a protein of 104 amino acids. The record is from RefSeq and is a predicted model, not a curated record.